This is a messenger RNA of Yamadazyma jaroonii, 1083 nucleotides long. The record is from the annotation of a GenBank genome assembly. NCBI's taxonomy places the organism in Eukaryota, Fungi, Ascomycota, Pichiomycetes, Serinales, Debaryomycetaceae.
AUGUCUGGAGGUGUUGAUUCCUCGGUGGCAGCUUCAUUGUAUCGUCAUUACCCCAAGGUUCAAGGGAUUUAUAUGGCCAACUGGCAAAAAGAUGCAAAAUGUAAUGAAGAAGAAUGGAAAGUAGUUCAAUCAGUUGCCAAACAAUUGGAAAUCCCUGUUGAGAGAGUUAGUUUCGAAAAGGAGUAUUGGUUGAAGGUUUUUGAACCUAUGAUCAAUUCUUAUAGUGAAGGAUUCACCCCAAAUCCUGAUAUUAACUGUAAUAAAUUCAUUAAGUUUGGUGAGUUGAUUGAAUAUUUGAAUACCAAAUAUCAAGAUUAUUGGUUAGUUACAGGUCAUUACUCAAGGAUCAUGCAAGUUAAUGAAGGUCCUCAUAAGGGAAGAUUUGAUUUGCUUCGUGGGAAGUAUUCUCGAAAAGAUCAAUCAUACUAUUUGUCAUCAAUAAAUAACAAUGUUCUUUCGAAGAUUUUAUUACCUAUUGGUCAUUAUACCAAGCCAGAAGUCAGAGAAAUUGCCAAAAAGUUGAACUUGGUCAAUAAAGAUAAACCAGAUUCUAUGGGAUUAUGUUUUGUUCAACAAGAUGAAAAGAAAUUCGAUAAGUUCUUAGAUGAGUUCAUUGAACCUAAUCCAGGAAAUAUUGUCACUGAAGAUGGUAAAAUAUGGGGCCAACAUCAAGGAUUGUGGUAUGCUACAAUUGGACAAAGAUGUAAAAUAUCCAUGCCUCAAGGGGACCCAAAAUACCAGGGGACUUGGUUUAUCAGCGAUAAGAAUUUUGAAACUAAUGAACUUAUAAUUGUAAAAGGUUCGAAAAAUCCUAAAUUAUAUAAGAACGGAUUGAUAGUAAGAGAUUUUGAAUGUAAGGUUAAUCUUGAAGAUGAAAAAAUUGAAGAGUUAACUCUUCAAUACAGAUCAUUAAUGAAACCUGUAGAAAUAAAACAUCUCAGUCAGACCAAGGGUAAAUUAAUCAUUGAAGUUGGUGAAAAACAAAGGGCUAUGGCACCGGGUCAAAACAUUGUGAUAUAUAAUGGUGAUAGAAUCAUUGGCUGUGGAAUUCUUGAGGAAUCGGUGGAUUUGAAGGCAUCGUAG